This is a messenger RNA of Malaya genurostris, 3060 nucleotides long. Its product is annotated as CYFIP-related Rac1 interactor B. Gene Ontology annotation, molecular function: small GTPase binding. Gene Ontology annotation, biological process: regulation of actin filament polymerization. The coding region runs from base 657 to 1631 and encodes 324 amino acids. NCBI's taxonomy places the organism in Eukaryota, Metazoa, Arthropoda, Insecta, Diptera, Culicidae. The record is from RefSeq and is a predicted model, not a curated record. The transcript is spliced from 4 exons.
AUCCACUCUCCGUGUAGAAAUCACUGAGAGAGAGAAGCGAUCAAAGCAAACGCAACGGAAUCGGAAUCGACCACCACUGCAGCAGUUGUGUGGUGAUGUUCGCGAAAUAAAGAAGGAAUUUUUAUCUGUUCUUGGUUCGGCUGGAUUGGACGAGGGGAUUUUUAUUGUGCAGAACUGAAAGGCAGUGCGGAGGUGUUUAUCUAGGAAUAGUGCAAAAAUUUUAAGAAGAAGGCAAGUGUUUUUGAGCAGUGUAAAGUCCAGAUUCUUACGGUUUGGCCUCCUGCGUAUCAGAGGAAAAUCUGGGUGCGGUGUGAAAAUAUUUUCGUUUCUAUCUGACAAGCAGAAAUCGGAGGAAACGCUGUAAGGGUGGAGUACCUCACUUGGCUUUGUGGGAGAUGUGUUUUUACUGACGAGUAGGAGUGAAGUGAGUUUAGUUCAAAUUGAAGCUGUUCUUUUUUUUCGCCACGAGCAAUUCUGCGAUACCCCCGUCGAGUGGAUUCCGAUUAGUAACGAGAAAAGAAGAAACCCGUACGAUAAGCAAGUGAUAUCAGUUGCAAAAAUAACCACACGGAAGUUGAAAAAGUGCCGUGAGGAGUAGUUAGAAAUUUUGAUUUUCAAUUCACUGACGCAAAGUUUGGUCAGCAGGAUUAUUAGUCAUGGGGAAAUUACUCAGCCUGCUGGCCCGCGACGAUUCCACCUGCUGUACACCGAAAACCUAUGACGUAUUCCUGGACUUUGAAAAUGCUGCUCCGACCGAUCUGGAACGUGCCGUCUACGAGGAAGUUGACCGGGUUCUGAAACAGUCCGAGAUAGUCCUCGAUGAGAUUCAGUGCUACAAGGGUGCUGGCAAGGAAAUCCGCGAAGCCAUUGCCGAUCCUUCGCCCGAGUGUCAGGAAAAGGCGUGGAACAUUGUGAUACCGCUGGUGGAGAAAUUGAAGCGCUGCUACGAACACUCGCUCGAACUGGAACGGAUAGUACCGAUGCUGCUGGGUCAGCUAGUCGGUGGCCGCCUGAAUCCCACACAACACCUGGAAACACAGCAGGCUCUCGUUAAGCAGCUGGCGGAGAUCCUAGAGUUUGUGUUAAAAUUUGACGAGUACAAGAUGAAAACCCCCGCAAUUCAGAAUGAUUUCAGCUACUACCGGCGGAUCGCCAGUCGACAGCGGUUAGACCAAAGCAACGAAUUAAUCGUCAGCACGGAACUGGCGAAUCGAAUGUCUCUGUUUUAUGCUCAUGCCACCCCCAUGCUCAAGGUGCUCAGUGAAGCGACAUCGAAGUUCGUUCAGGAUAAUUCCGACAAUGUGGACAACACGACGGAAACACUCGGCACAAUGGCCAAAGUGUGCCUUCGGAUGCUAGAGAACCCUAAACUCCUGGCACAGAUCGAGCGGGAAGAAACGCACUUGCUGUUGCUGCGAGUGAUGGUCGGUUUGGUGAUACUGUACGAUCACGUCCACCCGGUAGGAGCCUUCGCGCGCGGUGCCCAUGUCGAUGUGAAAGGUUGCGUUCGGUUAUUGCAAGCGCAACCCGCGAUCAAGGCGGAACCCCUGCUCAACGCUCUGCGGUACACCACCAAACAUCUGAACGAGGAAAAUACACCGAAAAACAUACGGAAUCUGCUGGCGGCCUAAAGUUCCCUAUCCCCCGACGCGACAGCAGUAGUUGUGUGUGUCUGUGUGUUUUUUGUUGUACACAAUUCUGCUGCAGAUUAUUUAAAUUUAGCAUUUUUUUUAAGUUAUAUCACGAUCCUUUCUUUUGGUAAGGUUAUGUUUUCGUGUUUUUUAGAGAAAUAACUUAAAUAUCGAAAUGACUCGUAAUAAAUCUAAUUUAAUAUUACAAAUAAACGGUUAAGUGGAUGUGAGAAAAUUUAUCUAGUUAAUAUAUAACUUAAAUUUACUGUAUAAAUCCAACAAAAUGAAUCAAAGUGCAUUCAACUCAUUGUCAAGCGAAUAGAAAUAAAUGCCUGUUUUGUUCCAUUUACUUGCUUUGAUAGAUAAAAUAAAACUUCUUUACAUUUAUACUAACUGAAUACAAAACUAUUUCGAUUUAGUAGCAACACACGAAGUUAUAAAUUAUACAAUAAAUCCUAUAAUAAAGAAAGAGACGUAAAGUGAAUGAAUCAGAACAGAGAAAGCACUAAAAAAGAAGUAAAACGAGCCUAGAUUGUAGGGGCAAGUAAAAACCUAUCAACUUUUUUCAUCACUACACUGUUAUCGCCUAAUAACAAUAAAAACUGUGAAGAGAAAUCUAUUAAGCUAAAUAAUUGUUGUAUAGAACAAAUAUUUUGAGAUUAUCGCAACAUGACUUGAAGGAGUUUUUUUCGGGGCGCACACUUAUUUGUGAAAAUUGGAUCCACUUAACAUUUAGAAAAUUCGACCUACUAUAAUUCAUUAACGGAUUAAUUACUUCCCUUCCGGAAGAACAAAAAAACAGAAAACCGAGAUACAACACAAAACUGCAAGAAAAAAAUAGAUGAAAAGAACAACCAAGCUGUGUUCCUCUUUACAAGACAAUUUAAAGAAGAAAAAAACACCUCAAAACAGUUUACCGAAUACCGAUCAAUAUAUUUUCCCGCAUCACACAUGUAACAGAAACCAAACCAAUCAAAAUGAAAACAAAGAUGUAAAUCAAUUAGCAGAAGCUACAGGAUUAGUUUAUGUGUUCACACUUUAACUGAUUUGUGCAUUGAACAGACAGAUGAACCUUCCCCAGUGAUAGCUGCACUUGAAGGUGCGGCCGGGACGUAAAUGUAGUAGACGAUCACUAGAAGCAACAGAAGAAAAACAAAAUCUCGAUUGCAGUAAAAAUUUUGCCUCCUGUUAGACACUCCGUGGGCGAAACGCAUCUAACGAUCAAAACCAAUCAGAAAGUAUGAAAGACAACCGACACAUUUAUAGAAGUACGCUAGCGAUCAACGCGAGCAAAUGGUAAUAGUUAACAUCGUAAUUACUGUUCGCUCGAAUAUGACUCCGCAACGCAACGGAGUUUUCUGUGAACUGAAAGGUGGUCAAAGAUACCAAAGUCAAAGUCGAGAAUAAAAUUCAAACAAUGACAAAAGAA